Molecule: messenger RNA, 930 nt
Organism: Acanthosepion pharaonis
Lineage: Eukaryota; Metazoa; Mollusca; Cephalopoda; Sepiida; Sepiidae
Source: the annotation of a GenBank genome assembly
AUGUCAUUCAUUAUCAAUUUCGAUAUCCUCACUGUCUCUAUCUAUAUGGGCCGAAGGUCAAAUUACGCUGAAAACAAAGUAUUGAUAUACCGUAAAAUCUAUCUAUCUAUCUAUCUAUCUAUCUAUCUAUCUAUCUAUCUAUCUAUCUAUCUAUCUAUCAUAUUAUCACUGUGUAUCUAUAUGUUAUUAAAGUGCUGGUCAAAAACCAGUAAAAUAUUCACCGGGAUCAUUUAUAUAUUUCUGUUUUCCAUUCUUCCCUUACGUGGAGUACUGUCACAAGCUGAUUUCAACCCUUGGGAUUCAGAAGAACCAGCCUCUGGAACCCUCCGACUUGUUGGUGACACAAAGAAUUCAGGAAGAUUAGAAAUUUAUUUCAACGGCGAAUGGGGAAACAUUUGCAAUGAGGGCUGGAGCAAAAAAGAAGCUAAUGUUGCAUGCAGGAGUUUGGGAUUAACAAAUGGUAAUGGCGAGGUUCUUCCAGUGUCUGAAGGAAACUGGAACAUAUUACUUACUAAUGUCAUCUGUACAGGAGAGGAAUUAUCAAUCCUUCAGUGUUCCCAUGACAACUUUGAACCAGAUAACUGUAAGGACAAAUCAGUUGCUGGUGUUACCUGUGAAAAUGUGGUGAAUUCAGUUGGAUACGCAAAUUCUAGCGUAUUUUGCGAUUUUGAGGCAGGAACUUGUGGUUUCACUGACGUGGGUAGUAGUGCCUUCAAGUGGUUGCGAAAACGUGGCCGCACGCCUUCAAGUAAUACAGGUCCUUCCAGUGAUCAUACAUAUGAAGAUGAAAUUGGUAUAUCCCCAAUUCAACCCUACUGGACUACAUGGAGACCAGCAUCAGGACGUACAUUUGGAGCCAUGAACUAUACAACAUCAAAAGGCAAGACAUAUUUUUUAUUGCAUAAUGAGAGAGCAAUUGAUAGUGUAUAA